Molecule: messenger RNA, 2905 nt
Organism: Lonchura striata (white-rumped munia)
Lineage: Eukaryota; Metazoa; Chordata; Aves; Passeriformes; Estrildidae
Gene: FANCC
Product: FA complementation group C
Biological process (GO): cellular response to oxidative stress; interstrand cross-link repair; nucleotide-excision repair
Cellular component (GO): Fanconi anaemia nuclear complex
Source: RefSeq, a predicted model, not a curated record
GCGCGCGCGAAAGCGCCGACGGUGCGGCGGGCGGGCGCGAAAUCUUUAACUCUGUAGAACUGUGGGAUUUCAAUGUAAGGAUUGUGGAAUGGCUCAGGACCCUACAGUGCCCAAACUGAACUUUGAGUAUUGGUUGGAUAAAGCUAUUGAAUGGGGUCAAGCCACUACUUUGGAAUCCCAGAAAGAUGUGUGCCUUCACUUGUCCCAGCUCCAGGAAUUUCUACAUCAGCUUUAUGAAGCAAUAAAGCAUUUGCAGGGUCCCACUGUAGUAAUCCAGCAGUUCCCUUUAAUUGGACAGCUUCUAGGACGGCUCUGUUGGAAUCCUUUUGUUAUAGGAUAUGAUGAAAGCCAGAAGACUCUGAUGUGGUGCUUGUGCUGUCUGUACAGCAGUGAACCACAGAAUGCUGUGGAACUGAAGGCCAACAGCUGGGUACGGAGUUUGCUGUGCCAUCUCCUUUCUUCUUCUAAGUGGGAAAGUAAUGAAGCAGAAACCAGUGCAUUCAUAUCAGCUCUGGGCUACACGUCAGCAGAUUAUUAUUGUCACUUGGUUAAAAAUAUGGUUGUUUCAUUAGUACGAGAACUCAGAGAAAACCAGUUCAAUGGGCUUAACAUUCAGGAGAGCAUUUCAGCCAGUCGUGUGAAUGCUGUUUCCAUUUUCUGUGUGCCUCUCAUUACUUUGCCUGAUCUAGCUCCAUUGCUGGAAACUCUCCUUCUUUACCAUGGAGGGUCAUCAAAAGAAAUUCUCAGUUCAGAGUUUCUAGAGUCUGUGAACGAGGCCUUUUUAAAGAAGAAGAUCUCCCUUCCUGAAUCAGUUGUCUUCAGCCUUUGGCUUCGUCACUUGCCAAGCCUUGAAAAAGCUACCUUGCAUCUUUUAGACCAGGUGCUUUCCAUUCAGUUGAAUUCACUGGAAGAAGUGGCUUGUGUCAUAAAAGACUCAUUGCUGCCACAAGCAGCAAGCCAUCCUGCUAUUUUCAGAAUUAUAAAUGAAAUUUUCAAGAGUGCACUGAUGGAAACUGAUGGAACUUCAGAAGUUUUGACAGUAAUACAGGUGUUUACACAGCUUUUCCUUCAGGAUCAUCAGAAUGAAAACAAACAGCAUAAAUUUCCACUGAAGGCCUACUUCCCGUAUCAUCACCAGCCUCUUGUUAGACGUUUAGUCAGACGUCCUUUUGAACUCCCAACUACAUAUUGGUCUGAACAUGUGAAACACAUUUCAGAUAUGGUCAAAGCAUUAGUAGAAGAUACAAAUGCUAGUUCUCUCACUGACCUCUUUGAAAUUUGGUUUUUGGUUGCUUGUUUUGGAGAAUGGCUGGAUAUUGCAGCAGAACAAUUACUGAAGGCUGCUGUAGAACCAGAUCCUGUGCUGUGGCUGCUGGCAUUUUACUACUGUCCUAAAAAUGAAAAUCAACAAAGGACUCAAACAGUGGUAGAAGCUCAAGCAGUCUACAGUCAUCUAAUGAUGCUGUUCAACUGUGCAGACCUUUCUCUGAAAGACCUGGAGGCUGCUGUACACAGGGUGAUGGGCACAGAGCAGUGUUGUAACCAGCAAUUCACAACACAUCUUCUGACCAACUUCUUGCUCUUUUCACCUGGUGGACAUAAGAUUGCCCAGGAAUGUAUUUACCAUAUUACUGAGAUAACUGAUACAAGCAAAGAAGUUCAUAACCUUCUUAUCCGUACUGCACACAGAUUUAACCAUAGUGGAGAAGAAAACCAAAGGACUGUGAAGCUGCUGAAUGAACUUCUUCAAAAACUUACGUUGAAAGUUUAGAAUUUUAAUGUGAUAUAUUUAUCAAACCAACAAAUUAGGUCUUUGCCCAGGUAUCAGACUUCCAUUAGCAUCUGGCACUGCAGGUUACCAAGGGCACAGAGAUACCUAUAUAAACAAUAGCUGCUCAUUUAUAUUCCCUCAUCUAUAUUGAAAAAUAAUCUGUUUGGAAUUGUUAAACUUUGGAAACAUAGUAGUAAAUAUUAAAGAUGCUUGAAAAUUUUGUUCUGAGUACUGUCUGUAACAAGAGACCUACAUCAUCAUCACUCAUCUCCUUGUUGUUUAUCUGGUUGAUGGUCAGAUUUUUUUCCAAAUUACUCAUGUAGGGUGUUUUAAGCAAGUAAAUCCAAUUGCUUGAUUGGUAAGUUGUUACUAAAAUGUUUUUUCUAUGCUUCUGCUUUUAUGAACCUAAUGAUGAUCUCAAGUGAUUCAUAGUGUUCUCAGGAAAUCAGUCAGUGGUAUUUCCUGAACUCUUUCCUUAUUUUUGAAAAUGUUUCCAAAAUGAAACUCUUCCCAGAUUUGCUAAAUGUGGGGGUUUUUCAAUACUGCAGCUUUCCCAGGACAGUGUUCUCCGUAAGUAUUAGACCAAUAGCUGUUUUUUGUCAACAGAUACUGCAGGCAUAAAAUUGCUUGCAGUACAGCCCAAUUAACAGUGUGGUGUGACUGAUGCUAUUAUUUAUUAAUUUAAGAAAUACGGGGCUUUUAUUCAGACAAAAGAGGGCAAGCAAAGCAGAGACAUAAGGACAUUUCCCAGUUUAAAGGGACAGAUUUCCUAUAAAUGUUGCAACUCAUUUCCUUCAUUUUUGUAUCCAGCAGUUAUUUGCUUACUUCUUUGUUUAGAUUUUUUUGUCUCCUGCAAGGAGCAUAAGCAGGUAGCAACAGCUUAUGUUUUUUAUCUUUAGGAAAGUACUUUUCCCUUGAAGCUUUGUGAACCUGUUUCUAGCUUAACUAGAAGAAUAAGCAUGGAGAAUAGUGCUAAUAGAGAAUCCUAAUUUUCCUCAGUAAUUUGUUCUGCUAGAUUACUUAUGUGUAAUGCCAAUGCCUGUGCUAUGCUACUCAAAGAUGCUACCUGAAAUUCUGUUCUUGCAUAUAAAAUCUGAGACAUGUAUAUUGAAUUAAUAAAGCUUUUUGAAUGUA